This is a messenger RNA of Sclerotinia sclerotiorum 1980 UF-70, 813 nucleotides long. RefSeq lists its product with no specific name. The coding region runs from base 1 to 813 and encodes 270 amino acids. The transcript has 3 exons. The record is from RefSeq and is a predicted model, not a curated record. NCBI's taxonomy places the organism in Eukaryota, Fungi, Ascomycota, Leotiomycetes, Helotiales, Sclerotiniaceae.
AUGACACGAUUAAGAUCAAGAUCCAUAACCUCAACACGCUCCACCACUCUCCUCAUCGCUUUCCUCUCUCUCACAUCUAAUACCCUCUCUUCAAUAUUCGUCCAUCAAUUACCCGAUGAUCCAUUUCAUCUCGCGGCUAACUAUGGCAUGUAUUUACAUUUUGCUAAUGUGAUGAGUGUUUUUGGUGUCAUUGGAGGUUUUAGGCAGAAACAUGCACUCUCAAUCCUAUGUUUCUCAACCUACCUCCUCCUCGACACACUCCUGAGCACCAUCCCCAGGCUGCUUCUCCUCACCCUCCUCUCCAACUCCUCCUCCAUUCUCUGCGCCCCUUCCUCCACCACCUCUCUCGAUUUCACCACUCAAAUCCCAUCCCACACCAAUAGUCAAGAAUUAAGUCUAGCAACUUACAGCAUAUCAUCGCACAUCCCCGCAUCAUCACAUAUUGCUGGAUUUGCGGAUUUUAUGGGGAAGACGGGUGGAGAAGAUGGAUGGACAGAAAAGGGUUGUAAAAGAAUCAUGUACUUGGGGUAUGUGACUUUGAUGGGGGGUGUGAUGGUUGCAAUGGGAUUACAGGUUUUGGGUGCGCUCUGCGUUAGGGAUUACGCUAGAGGGCUAUUUGUUGCGGAGAGGAAUGAAUUGGAAAGUGGGGAUGGGGAAUGGGAGAGAAGAGUAAAGGAAGGGAGUGAAGAGAGGAGGGAGAAGGUGAGAAUGGUGAAUAGAGAGGGAUUCCGACCGCUUUUGGUUUUGGAUAGGGAGGACGGAGAGCAAUUCGGGAGGAUGACACCGAUUUCGGAAGAAAGAGGCUUCUUUUGA